This is a messenger RNA of Aspergillus campestris IBT 28561, 2628 nucleotides long. RefSeq names its product ATP-dependent metallopeptidase FtsH/Yme1/Tma family protein. Gene Ontology annotation, cellular component: membrane; m-AAA complex. Gene Ontology annotation, molecular function: ATP-dependent peptidase activity; zinc ion binding; ATP hydrolysis activity. Lineage: Eukaryota; Fungi; Ascomycota; Eurotiomycetes; Eurotiales; Aspergillaceae. The coding region runs from base 1 to 2628 and encodes 875 amino acids. The transcript has 2 exons. The record is from RefSeq and is a predicted model, not a curated record. Gene Ontology annotation, biological process: mitochondrial protein processing; protein-containing complex assembly.
AUGGCCACCGCCCUCCGACGGCCAGGCAAUCUUGCUCGAUACUCGAGGAGAGCCUCGGAGUACUUUCUCCGCGCUGGUCCGCGCGCCCCGUACACUCCCCGAUCCGCCCUCCCGUCGCUGAUCAACGCGCGAACGUACGCCUCCAACGGCCGCAACGGUCCGAAACCCCCGAACAAUGACCAGAACGGCCAGCAACCGCCCAGCCCGCCGGGGCCGGGGAAGGGCGAUGGUCAGAACAAUGAGGGCCCCGCGAAGCCGGAGCCGGAGCAGCAGCCCCAGUCGACUCUCUCCAUGGUAGAGGAGGGGUUGCUGAACCGGGCUGCUGAGGACCUGAAGCGGAAACUUCCGGGUUCGCAACAUGCGCUGGUGGAUGAGGUACAUGCAUUGAUCAAGGUGAGGGGCAUGCCUCUGGAGAUGCGGCGGUUUGCCCGCAAGGUGGAAGACGGCGAGUCGGUUUCCCUGAUGGAAUACGCGAAGAUGGCGAAGUGGAUGGACAGCUAUGCUGCCGAGAGCCGUGAAAUGGGUUUCAAACAGGGAGAUGAGGGAGCGCACAACCAGCAGAAAGGACCUGAAUCGGAGAAGGAGAAGGAGCAACGGAAAAAGGAGCAAGGAGAGGGAGGCGCGAAGCAGCCGAAUUUCAAGACGUUUGAAUUUCGCAUGGACCCUGCCACGUUCCUGGUCACGGCGAUGUUGACAUACUACACGUAUAAAAGCAUCUUCCCCGGCACUUCUGGCAAGGAGAUCACGUGGCAGGAGUUCCGGGCGAAUUUCUUCGACCGGGGCCUGGUUGAGAAGUUGACCGUCGUCAACGACAGUCUGGUCCGGGUCGACGUGCACCGUGAUGCGGUGCUUCGGACGUACCCCGACUCCCCCGCUGCUCAACCUAACUUCCACUAUUACUUCAGUAUCGGGUCUGUCGACACGUUCGAGCGAAGGCUCGACGAGGCACAGGACGAGUUGCAUAUCCCCAGCUCUGAACGGAUCCCUGUCUCCUACGUCGAGGAAACAUCGUGGGGUCCCGUGAUUAUGUCACUCGCCCCGACGGCCUUGAUGAUCGGCUCCUUCUUGUUCUUCGCGAGGCGCAGCGGUGGAGGCGGCGGCGGCGGCCUUUUCGGCAUCGGGAAGAGCCGCGCCAAGCGUUUCAACCACGAGACCGAUAUCAAGACCAAGUUCGCCGAUGUAGCGGGCAUGGACGAAGCCAAGGUUGAGAUCAUGGAAUUUGUCAGUUUCCUCCAAAACCCGCAGAAGUUUGAGAGGCUCGGAGCCAAGAUCCCUCGUGGCGCCAUCCUUUCAGGUCCCCCCGGUACCGGUAAGACGCUACUUGCCAAGGCGACGGCUGGCGAGUCGGGCGUCCCCUUCUUCAGCGUCAGCGGUUCCGAGUUCGUCGAAAUGUUCGUCGGUGUCGGUCCCUCUCGUGUGCGUGAUCUGUUCGCCAACGCGCGGAAGAACACCCCGUGCAUCAUCUUCAUCGAUGAGAUCGAUGCCAUUGGUAAAUCCCGAGCGAAGCAGGCCUACGGUGGCGGUAACGAUGAGCGCGAAAGCACACUCAACCAAAUUCUCACGGAAAUGGAUGGUUUCAACACUUCGGAGCAGGUGGUCGUCCUGGCCGGUACCAACCGAGCGGAUGUGCUCGACAAGGCUUUGAUGCGACCCGGUCGAUUCGACCGACAUAUCACGAUUGACCGACCGACUAUGGAUGGACGCAAGCAGAUCUUCCGUGUUCACCUGAAGAAGAUCGUGACGGACGAGGACAUGGACUACUUGACUGGUAGACUUUCGGCUCUCACGCCCGGUUUCGCUGGCGCUGACAUUGCGAACUGCUGUAACGAGGCGGCUUUAGUUGCUGCUCGUCACAACGCCGAUCGUGUCACCAUGCAGCAUUUCGAGCAGGCUAUUGAGCGUGUGAUCGGUGGUCUCGAGAAGAAGUCCGUUGUGCUCUCCCCCGAGGAGAAGCGCACGGUGGCCUACCACGAGGCCGGACACGCCGUCUGUGGCUGGUACUUCCGCUGGGCCGACCCGCUGCUCAAGGUCUCGAUUAUCCCUCGAGGCCAGGGCGCCCUGGGUUACGCCCAGUACCUGCCCGCUGGCGGUGACACGUACUUGAUGAGUGUCAACCAGAUGAUGGACCGCAUGGCGAUGACCCUGGGUGGCCGUGUGAGCGAGGAGCUGCACUUCGACAGCGUCACCAGCGGCGCCAGCGACGAUUUCAACAAAGUCACCCGCCUGGCAACCGCGAUGGUAACCAAGUUCGGCAUGUCGCCCAAGCUGCGGUACAUCUACUACGAGGAGGACCCGUCGCAGCAGAUGCACAAGCCCUUCUCAGAUGACACCGCCCGAGACAUCGACACCGAGGUUCAGCGCAUCGUGGACGAGGCCCACAAGCAGUGUCUCACUCUUCUCACCGAGAAGAAGAAGGAAGUCGGCAUCAUCGCCGAGGAGUUGUUGACUAAGGAGGUCCUCAGCCGCGAUGACAUGAUCCGUCUGCUCGGCCCCCGCGAGUGGCCCGAGUCGGGCGAAUUCGCCAAGUACUUCGAUGGUAAGAACGGCCAGACCAUCGCGCCGCCGGAGCCUCCUAGCAAUGAUGAGAUCAACGGCAAGAACGGAGGAGACCAGCCCCCUGUCCAGUGA